Messenger RNA from Vidua macroura (Pin-tailed whydah), 2281 nucleotides. It is a transcript of the gene COL25A1, whose product is annotated as collagen type XXV alpha 1 chain. The record is from RefSeq and is a predicted model, not a curated record. The transcript is spliced from 38 exons. Lineage: Eukaryota; Metazoa; Chordata; Aves; Passeriformes; Viduidae. Bases 110 to 2281 code for a protein of 723 amino acids.
UUUUUUUUUUCUUUUUCUUUUAAAGAAUUGUUUUACCAUUUCGUUAUUUAUUUUCUCCUACUUCGUUGCUGUUAUUUUUGUAAUCGUUGUUUGUAAACUAAUUGCCUCCAUGGGGGGCGGAGGAAAGGAAAUCAAAGCUGCCGCAGCUGAAGGGUGUGCGAGCGCGCUGGGGAAGAGCCGAGGAGCCGCAGGACACGAUGGCAACGGGAAGCCCGGCGGCAGCGGGAAGCCCGGCCUCGGGAAGCCCGGCUGCGGCGGGGACCGCUGCCCGCGGCGGGCCGGGCCGGUCGGCUCCGCGCUGGCCGCGCUCCUCUCGGCGCUGGCCGCGGCUUCCUGCGUCUACCUGGGCGUGCGGACCAGCGACCUCCAGGCCAGGGUCGCGGCCAUCGAAGGCGCCCGAGGGGGCUUCUCUGCCGCCGCCCCGCUCCCGCCGCUGCCCGGCUUUUCCUUGGAGCAGCUGAACGCGAUGAUGCAGGAGAAAGUGGAGCGACUUCUCGCCCAGAAAUCCUACGAGCACUUGGCAAAAAUACGAGUAGCGAGAGAAGCGGCUCCAGAGUGCAACUGCCCACCAGGUCCUCCUGGGAAAAGAGGUAAGCGGGGAAGAAGAGGAGAGACUGGACCUCCUGGUCAGCCUGGUCCUCAAGGCCCUCCUGGUCCAAAAGGCGAGAAGGGAGAUCAAGGUGAUCAGGGCCCUCGGGGUCUGCCAGGCUUCCCCACAGUUGCUGCUCUGCACAGUAAUCAGAUCCUCACCGUUAAGGGGGACCAAGGACAAGCUGGACCCCCUGGACCUCCAGGGCCACCAGGACCCAGAGGUCCCCCAGGAGAUACCGGCAAAGAUGGUCCUCGUGGGAUGCCUGGCUUAACGGGUGAGCCAGGAAAACCAGGAGAACAAGGAUUGACAGGACCUCAGGGGCCUCCAGGACAAAAGGGUUCUGUUGGAGUGCCUGGUGUUCCAGGGAAAGAUGGACAAGUGGGUGAACCUGGUUUGCCUGGCAUAGCAGGAGAGAAGGGAGAAGCAGGGCUCAAGGGUGACCCUGGAGAAAGAGGAGAAAAGGGGGAUGCUGGUGAGAAUGGACUGAAGGGUGACACAGGAGAAAAGGGUGACCCUGGCUCUUCUGCAGCUGGAAUUAAGGGUGAACCUGGUGAAUCUGGGCGGCCUGGACAAAAGGGUGAACCAGGCCUUCCUGGGCUUCCUGGACUCCCUGGAAUAAAGGGUGAACCAGGUUUCAUUGGUCCACAAGGAGAACCUGGGUUGCCUGGGCUACCAGGAACAAAGGGUGACAGAGGAGAGGCAGGCCCUGUUGGGAAGGGUGAGCGAGGUGAACCUGGAAUCCCUGGACCAAAGGGGAAAACAGGUGAACCUGGAUCUAGAGGCCCCAAAGGGUCAAAGGGUGAUACGGGUGAGAGAGGUGACACAGGAUCUGCAGGUCCACGGGGACCACCUGGACAGAAAGGUGAUCAAGGUGCAACAGAGAUAAUUGAUUAUAAUGGCAACAUCCAUGAAGCUCUGCAGAGGAUUGCCACCCUGACUGUCACGGGACCACCAGGACCACCAGGACCCCAAGGGUUGCAAGGCCCAAAGGGUGAUCCUGGAUCCCCAGGAGCUCCAGGAGUUGAUGGAGAGCAGGGUCCUAAAGGCUCAAAAGGAGACACAGGUGAUCCUGGAAUACCUGGAGAAAAGGGAGGAAUCGGACUGCCUGGCCUACCAGGAGCCAAUGGCAUGAAAGGCGAAAAAGGAGACGUUGGUUUGCCUGGUGCCCAAGGUCCUUCAAUGAUAGGACCACCUGGACCACCAGGGCCACAUGGUCCUCCAGGCCCCAUGGGACCUCAUGGACUGCCUGGCCCAAAGGGUGAACCAGGGUUAAAUGGUCUUAAAGGAUUGAAAGGUGAACCAGGUCAAAAGGGUGACAGAGGGCCCCUUGGUCUUCCAGGAGCAUCUGGCUUAGACGGGAAGCCAGGAGCCCGGGGCAUAGAUGGCCCAGUUGGUCCCCAUGGCCCUGCAGGUCCCAAAGGAGAGAGAGGUGAGAAGGGAACUGUAGGUGACCCUGGACCCCGAGGACCAUACGGCUUGCCUGGUUUCCCUGGUCCUCGAGGAGAAAAGGGUGAUAUAGGAGAAAAGGGAGAAAAGGGAUUCCGUGGAAUUAAGGGGGAAAAAGGGGAGCCAGGCCAGCCUGGCCUGGAUGGGCUGGAUGCCCCUUGCCAAUUGGGUCCUGAUGGAUUACCAAUGCCUGGCUGUUGGCAAAAGGGAGUCACACCAUGGCUCAUUGCUAAAAAGAGAUAA